AUAGGUAGUGGCUGGCUACUGCUGUUGGUCGUGACGCACGCGAAGCGAAGAGACACACUUAUUGUUGUCGCGGCGGCGGCGUUGCUGCUGCAGCGCGGGAGGGAGCACGAGCAGCAUGUGCUGGCUACUCACUUAGAAAUGGAAGAAAGUAACGAUUUGUACAGACUGGAAGGAACAGAUAAUUCUGAAGCAGGUGGCUUGAUUAUUGCUAAAAAGAAGCCUUCGGAUCAUACCUUUAAAAAGCCACAAACAUCAGUAUUUGGACUCGACAAGCUAGCGGAGCAAAAGCGUAGAGAAAAUUCUCAAGAACCUGGCAGAUCCAAAAAUUCUUCUGAUUCCCAUAAUACCAGAAGGUAUAGAACGUAUGCAGAGGAAACUCCAACCUAUACUGGAGGAGUUGAUAGAACUGCCAAGGAAAAACUAGAAGCUAGAUUAAAGCGUCAAAGGCUAGACAAAAAUGCCAAGUAUCGAGAUAGAGAGAGGAGAAGUGACAGAAAUGGAGACCGAGAUAGAGACAGAUACAGAGAUAGGGAUAGGGAUAGAAAUAGGCAUGGGGACAGUGCCAGAGGAGACAGAAGCAGUCACAGAGACUGGACUCCAAGAUUCAGAGAUGAGCCACAAACUCCAAAGUAUAGGAUAAAGGACACAACCUCCAGAACAAAUUGGGAGGAUGAUGAUGACGACGACGAGCCAAGAAGAAGAUCAACUUGGGAUCACCCCACUCCAAAUUUAUAUAGAGAAAGAGAUGCAAGGGACAGUAUAAGAAGUGAAUUCACACCUUCUUAUAAGUACAAUGCUUGGGUAAAAGAUCGUAAAAAUAGUGGUGCAACUCCUCUGGUUGAUGACGAAGAAAGGGAAUUGUGGGAAAAAGAGCAGAGAAGACUUGAUCGUGAAUGGUAUGGUCUUGGCGAUGACGAAUCCAAACACUUUGAUGAUGUCUCAGAGGAGUAUACACAGAAAAAAGAACAGGAAAUGGAGGCUAAAAAACAGAAAAGAUUAUCUGCGCAGCAGCGACAAAUCAAUAAAGACAAUGAAUUGUGGGAGCGUAACAGAAUGCUGACUUCUGGUGUUGUUAGUUCACUGGAUCAUGAUGAUGAUAUUGAUGACGAGGGAGAAGCGAGAGUUCAUCUGUUAAUACACAACGUUGUUCCGCCAUUUUUGGAUGGUCGCAUCGUUUUUACAAAGCAACCAGAACCUGUGAUACCAGUAAGAGAUCCAACAUCUCCGAUGGCUUUAGUCGCUAGAAAAGGCUCAGUCUUAGUACGCGCUUAUAGGGAACAAAAAGAACGCAGACGCGCGCAAAAGAAGCACUGGGAAUUAGCUGGAACAAAUCUUGGAAAUAUCAUGGGUGUGCAGGAUGCUCGCAAACAUGAUAAAGAAGCUCCAGGUCAAGAGACUGACUACAAAGCUGGGCAAAAAUAUGCCAGUCACAUCAAUGACGAGGUAGUUGUAGAAGGAAAACACAAAAAAAUUCAAGAACAGAGAAGGCGCCUUCCGGUUUUUGCUGUGAGACAGGAACUUCUUAACGUUAUUCGGGAAAAUAGCGUUGUGAUUAUUGUCGGUGAAACCGGCAGUGGCAAAACCACGCAAUUGACGCAGUACUUACACGAAGAUGGGUACAGUACGAACGGAAUGAUCGGUUGUACACAGCCGAGGAGAGUAGCAGCCAUGUCCGUCGCUAAAAGAGUAUCGGACGAAAUGGAUUCAAAUCUGGGUGAUAAAGUCGGCUACGCUAUUCGAUUCGAAGAUUGUACUUCUAAAGAGACAAUAAUCAAAUACAUGACUGAUGGUAUCUUGUUGAGAGAAAGUUUACGUGAAGGAGACCUUGAUCGCUACAGCGUUGUCAUUAUGGACGAAGCUCACGAGCGUUCUUUAUCUACAGACGUCCUAUUCGGGCUACUAAGAGACGUGGUUGCCCGACGACACGAUUUAAAGCUGAUCGUUACCUCAGCUACUAUGGAUUCGAGUAAAUUCGCCUCGUUCUUCGGCAACGCGGCGACGUUCCAGAUCCCUGGUCGCACCUUCCCAGUUGAAAUAAUCUUCAGCAAGAACCACGUUGAGGACUACGUUGAGGCGGCGGUCAAACAAGUAAUGAAUAUCCACUUGCAACACCGGCACGGCGACAUUUUAGUUUUCAUGCCUGGUCAAGAAGAUAUCGAAGUAACCUGCGAGGUGCUCAAAGAGCGGCUUGGUGAAAUCGAAGGCGCCGCUCCUCUGUCGAUUCUUCCGAUUUAUUCGCAGCUUCCCUCCGAUCUUCAAGCUAAGAUCUUCCAGCAAGCAAAGGAAGGAUUGCGAAAAUGUGUUGUCGCUACAAAUAUUGCUGAGACUUCGUUGACUGUCGAUGGCAUUGUGUUCGUCGUUGAUUCAGGCUUCUGUAAGCUAAAGGUCUAUAAUCCAAGAAUAGGUAUGGACGCUCUGCAGAUCUAUCCAGUGUCUCAAGCGAACUCAAAUCAGCGAUCAGGUCGUGCAGGUCGAACAGGACCUGGACAGUGCUUCCGCUUGUACACUGAACGCCAGUACCUUGAUGAACUCUUAAUCACGGGCGUACCUGAGAUACAGCGUACGAAUUUAGCUAAUACGGUUCUCCUACUAAAAUCCUUGGGCGUUCAAGACCUGCUGGCCUUUCACUUUAUGGAUCCGCCACCGCAGGACAACAUUUUGAAUUCUUUGUAUCAACUAUGGAUACUCGGUGCACUUGACAAUACCGGGAGGCUGACCGGCCUCGGUCGACAAAUGGCGGAAUUCCCAUUGGACCCGCCACAAUGCCAGAUGCUCAUCAUAGCUUCGAAGCUGGGGUGUACUGCUGAAAUUCUGAUCAUUGUUUCCAUGCUGUCUGUACCGUCGAUAUUUUACAGACCCAAAGGUCGCGAGGAAGACUCAGAUUCGGCUAGAGAAAAAUUCCAGGUACCCGAAUCUGACCAUUUGACCUUUCUUAAUGUCUACAACCAAUGGAAAACGAAUGGAUACUCAAGCUCCUGGUGUAACGACCAUUUUAUCCAUGCGAAAGCCAUGCGAAAAGUGAGGGAAGUUCGGCAGCAACUCGAGGAAAUUUUAAAGCAACAAAAAAUGGAGGUCAUUAGUUGUGGCACCGAGUGGGAUAUUGUACGCAAGUGCAUUUGCUCGGCGUAUUUCCACCAGGCUGCCAGGCUUAAGGGUAUCGGCGAGUAUGUCAAUUGUCGUACGGGUAUGCCUUGUCACUUGCAUCCGACCUCAGCGCUGUUCGGUAUGGGUUUUACUCCGGAUUACGUGGUGUAUCACGAACUAGUGAUGACGGCAAAGGAGUACAUGCAGUGCGUAACUGCGGUAGACGGACACUGGCUGGCCGAGCUUGGUCCGAUGUUUUUUUCUGUCAAAGAAACUGGCAAGAGCGGACGCGCCAAAAAGCAAGCUCUACAGCAUCUUAAUGAGAUGGAAGGUCAAAUGAAGGCUGCGGAGGCUGAGAUGAAGGCUCGGGCACAGGAGCAGCUCGAGCGCGAGCAGGCAUCCGUCCGAAAGCAAGAGAUAUUGACUCCUGGAAUGAAAGAGCCUGGCACUCCAGCAUCGUACAGAAAAACUCCUAAACGUUUGGGAUUGUAAAUACUUAUUCUAAAUAAAAAUCAUGAACUCGAAAAUAUUUUACAUACAAAAC
Nasonia vitripennis (jewel wasp) is the source of this 3628-nucleotide messenger RNA. RefSeq names its product pre-mRNA-splicing factor ATP-dependent RNA helicase PRP16. Gene Ontology annotation, biological process: mRNA splicing, via spliceosome. The transcript is spliced from 10 exons. Gene Ontology annotation, cellular component: intracellular anatomical structure; spliceosomal complex. Gene Ontology annotation, molecular function: RNA binding; ATP binding. Bases 139 to 3576 code for a protein of 1145 amino acids. Lineage: Eukaryota; Metazoa; Arthropoda; Insecta; Hymenoptera; Pteromalidae. The record is from RefSeq and is a predicted model, not a curated record.